Messenger RNA from Sabethes cyaneus, 2066 nucleotides. Its product is annotated as protein cereblon-like. The record is from RefSeq and is a predicted model, not a curated record. NCBI's taxonomy places the organism in Eukaryota, Metazoa, Arthropoda, Insecta, Diptera, Culicidae. The transcript has 4 exons. Bases 54 to 1970 code for a protein of 638 amino acids.
AAAUUAAAGGAUUAUUUUUGUGAGAAAAAAGGUACCCGGUUCAGUCGAAUCCAAUGGAGAGCGACGAAUCUAUCGAUGAUCCGGUUCCGAACGAACAACCGGCAUCGUCAGCAGCAGCCCUUCAUCCAGUGUCUCCAGCAUCAGCACCGGAGAGAGACCAUGGCCACAACGAACGACUGGGCCGAAUGCGAUUUGUCCAGCAAGCGCUGGAAGAAGACUACGGCCACGAUGAUCCUGAAGUAGUCAGCCCCAUUGUGGAGGAAGUUGAUGAUGAUGAUGAUGAUGAACUACCGGAACAGGAUCAGGACACAAUUGAAUUCGACAAUGACGACAUCAGCUAUGAUCGAUCGAGUAAUGGUUCGGAAAAUGGUUUGGAUGAUUCGGAUGCAGACCGACUGUUUGACGAUUAUAUAAACAAUCGGGUACAGCAUCUAUCGACUGCUGCGGAAACAUACAAUACUGAGCUUCCGACAGAGCACGCUUAUCUAGGCAAGCUGGAACGUGUGGAAGGUGUUGAUUACCUAGAACCAGGUAAAGUGUACCGUCUUCCGAUCUGCAGUCACAAUUCUAUUGUAUUUCCUGGCGAAGUCGUGCCGAUGAUUCUCAAUGUGGCCACCCUAAACUGCAAUGAUCCCUCGGAUGGAGUAAAAUUCGGACUGGUAUUCCGCACGACGUUCCCGAACAACUGUGUCUACGGCGUAACGUGUCAGGUGUUUGAGCGAGGCGAACACGAUGCGAACGGUUCUACUGUGCUCAAAACGAUUGCCCAGCAAAGGUUCCACACGGUUCGUCAUUUGCCGAAUCGACGGGCGGACGUUCUUAUUCUGCCGGAAAUAUUACUGCCCGAUCCGUUGCUCAGCAGCUGUUCGAAUUUUAUGAAGCGACACGCCGUUAGCAAUGACAAGCAACACGCACGUCGAUUUAAACAGUUUCUCUCGCAUGCAAUGACCUGGCCAAAAUUUGUUUAUGACCAGUACGGGACUGAGGAAGUGUUGACGAAGGUCGAUCGCUAUUUGGCAUUUUUAAAGAUAACUACUGUUCCCAGUGAUCCGGUAAAGUUAUCAUUCUGGCUGGCGAGGAAUAUUCCCAUCGACGAACGUGACCGAAAGCUGAUUUAUCAGGCAAAUGCUGUCAUCAGUAGAAUGUUAGUCAUCAAUAAGUCGCUGGAUCAUAUGUGUUACUUUAUGUGUAAACGCUGCGAUAAUGAGGUUGGUAGCUACAAUGAUAUAUUCGCCAUGAGCAAGCAGGGUAUUCAGACUAGUUACUGUAAUCCAUCCGGUUUUGUUCAUGAGACUCUAACCAUUUACAAAACGAAAGAGAAUUCGACCUUCACUGUGGAUCGUCCGUCAACUGAGUUUAGCUGGUUUCCGGGAUAUUCAUGGCAAAUUACGCUGUGUGCCAACUGCCGGCAACACUUGGGCUGGAAAUUUGUGGCCACCAAAAAGAACUAUCUUCCGACCAGCUUUUACGGUUUGUCCGGCAGUAGCAUAAAGAUUAAAUCGGCCAUGAAACCGCGCGCUGCUAACGCUGAGGACGAGGAAGCUGACAUUGCGGAACGAAUAAGAGAUGCGGCGGAAGAUAGUGACGACGAUUUUAACAUGGUGUACGAGGGUCUUGAGACCGAAGGCGUGUUGCUGCCACUCGGGGAACUGCCACCGUCGCCACCAAACGCUGGUGAUGUAGACGAAACGGAAUAUGAGGCGGAACAGGAGGAGGAGGAGGAACACGAGGCGGUGGAACAGGAGGAGGAAGCACAGGAGGAGGAGGAACAGGAAGCGGUGGAACAGGAGGCGGAGGAACAGGAGGAGGAGGAACAGGAGGCGGAGGAACAACAGAACGAGAUUGCUUAUGAGGACGAGAUGGCAUAUGAGGACGAGAUGGCAUAUGAGGACGGGAUUGCAGAUGAGGACGAGAUUACAGAUGAGCACGAUAUGGCAGAUGAAGACCGAUUUCAAGAUGCUGUAGAGUAAAUUUGCUGACUUCUGAGGAGCUAUUCAUUACACAUCUUACUGUAAAAAGAGUAGGUUUUCUGUUUUGGUUCGAGUUGCGCUUAUCCUACAUUUAAC